Drosophila busckii is the source of this 2190-nucleotide messenger RNA. RefSeq names its product WSCD family member CG9164. The transcript is spliced from 5 exons. The record is from RefSeq and is a predicted model, not a curated record. Gene Ontology annotation, molecular function: sulfotransferase activity. NCBI's taxonomy places the organism in Eukaryota, Metazoa, Arthropoda, Insecta, Diptera, Drosophilidae. Bases 480 to 1436 code for a protein of 318 amino acids.
GCCGUCAGCUGUGUGCUUUGCCUACAAAUAACACAGCGAGAUUUAACGAGAAAAAAGCGACAUCAACAGUCUUGGUUAUAGUACAACAAACGACGGCAACAACGAACGUUCUCUCUUGCAAACUUUGUUGAAUAUUUUCUGUUAGUUUUCAUUUUGUACAUAUAGAUUUGUGAAACGAAAGAUAACGUAAAAUACAAAACGCGCAAUUUGCACUUUAGCAAAUCGCGUGCAAAUAAAAUGCUGAAUAUACACUUGGAAAGAAGCAAAGUGCGAAAGUAAUGCCAAUUGGGCACUUGUUUGUGAUUGCCAAAAUCAGUUGGAGGAUUUGAAACGGGAAACUGUGCCUGACAUGUAACGUCAGUUGGAGUUACACUUUCACGGGUUGUGUGUCGUCCACCGUGUGUAUUUGUGCUUGUAUUGUUCUCAUAGCCACUGUGCGUGUGUGUGCGGAAUCGAAAUCGUAAUGCAAAGACGGCGUUAUGGCGUUGCAAGGCUGGCGCUUUUUCGGUGUAUCGGCAACAAUCAUCAUCUAUAUAGGCGGUGUGCUAUUUCUAUCCAUGAACAAUAUACCUGGAUCGCAUCCAAAACGCAAUCGCAUCGAACGAUUCGCCGACUUCUCCAGCUUUCAUAGUCCGCGGUUUCCCAUGCCCAGCCGCAAGAUGACAAUACGCUGGUGUCGCGACCUCAAAUACCUAAACCGCGAGCUUCCAAACUACACGGACUACAAGGCCGGUGAUUUUUACACUGCCCCAGCUGCAGACGAAGCAAUGGCCGCGCCACAGCCUUCAACCAUGCUGACCGCAUUGGCCAGCUUUCCGGGCAGCGGCAACACCUGGCUGCGUUAUCUGUUGCAGCAGUCGACGGGCAUAUUGACGGGCAGCAUCUACAAGGACUAUGGACUGCUGAAGACCGGCUUUCCGGCGGAGAACGUCUGCAACAGCUCAGUAUUAUUGGUAAAGACGCACGAAUGGGGCGCCAAGGCGUGGGCGCCCUUCUCCAAAGCAAUACUCUUGGUGCGCGAUCCGGAGAAGGCAAUCAUAGCCGAGUUCAAUCGCCAAAGCGGCGGCCACAUUGGCUUUGCCUCCCCAGAUCGCUACAAGCGCACAAAGGGCAAAUAUUGGCAGCAAUUUGUCAGCAACAAGCUCAAGGGCUGGGAGCUUAUGAAUCUCAGCUGGGCACGCAAUUUCACGGGAAGUAUUAAGGUUGUGUUCUAUGACGAUUUGGUGCAUCAGACGGAGCGCGAGCUACGCGGCAUACUCGAGUUUCUAGAAUUUCCAGUCAACGAGCAGCUCAUGCGCUGCGCCCUGAUGCGCAAGGAGGGCAUCUUUAGGCGCAAGAAGCGUGUCUUAUCCUUUGAUCCCUAUACGGAUGCCAUGCGAGCGGAGCUGCUGCUGCGCAGACGCAUGGUUUACGGCUUGCUGGGCAGGCAGGAUUAGGCUUGGGACUGGCAGGCAGGCAGGCAGGCAACGAUUAACGCAGCAACGAGCAAAGCUUUAAAGCUUACUUUAUACUUUAUACCACCUAAGGAGAACGAAUCCUGUUCCUGUUACUGUUACACAGUCUCUGUUCCAUGCCCAGGCACUUGGCAAAGAUUUGCUUUGUAUUCUUCUCAACUCAAUUCAAUUCGAGCGCAUGCCACACACGACUGCCUAUCAAAGGACCAUGGAUCUCAAUGGAAUCGAAGAAAUUGCACACUACACUGUAAGAAACUAACACAUACACUUACAAUUAGCUUAAAGACUAGCAUACAAAUUUACAAAAGCGUUUCAAAAGCAAACGAAAGUGAAUACGAUGGAGUUGUUCAAGCAAAAAACGUACCCUGCCCAAAAUUCACUUCCAAUUUUUGAUUUGCUGCUUCAGCGAAACUAUUAGUUAAACGAAAUUUAGUUAAGCUCUCUUAAUGUUAUAGGUCCUGAAUGUAAGCGAGGACAGCGUUAAUGCAAUUGCAAUAAGGUAUUAUGAUUCCUGAACGAAUUUAUGAAAUUCAUUGUAUGCCAAUCGCUUCAUCGCUCAUUAGAAGUAUUUUCUGCCCAAAACACACAAAGAACAAAACAGAACAUAAUAUGGUUAAAGGAUUCUAAAAUUCCAUAAUACUGUACUAUGUAUGUAUGCGUCUAUAUGUAUAUGUUUAUAUCCCGAGUUAGGCUAUUCUUGUAAAAAGUUUUAUACACGAUUCUACAAUAAUUUAUG